Doryrhamphus excisus (bluestripe pipefish) is the source of this 3945-nucleotide messenger RNA. Its product is annotated as sodium/potassium/calcium exchanger 3-like. The record is from RefSeq and is a predicted model, not a curated record. NCBI's taxonomy places the organism in Eukaryota, Metazoa, Chordata, Actinopteri, Syngnathiformes, Syngnathidae. Gene Ontology annotation, cellular component: plasma membrane. Gene Ontology annotation, biological process: calcium ion transmembrane transport; intracellular calcium ion homeostasis. Gene Ontology annotation, molecular function: calcium, potassium:sodium antiporter activity; calcium channel activity.
CCUUCCUUCCUGGUAUGACACCUUUCACUGGCAUCUUUUACUCUCAAUGACACGUUUGGAAUUGCGCUGGUUUGUUUGGUCACAUGACUUGUUUUCUAUGUGAGGUAAGACACUUUCCAGUUGAAGCUUCCAUGAUGCACUGCAUCAUAAAUCCUGUCCGAUGGGCUACAUUGUGGUCAUCUACAACCCUUCUUCUAUUGCUUUAGUUCCCAGCUUCACAUCACAGCCCCAAUCUCUACCUCCGCCAGCCGGAAUUGUGUAUCCGCCCACUCAAGCCUCCGGUGCCCCCUGGUGGCGGGUAGCAUCGCAGCAGCCAAGCGGCUCUUCCCUCAUCAUCGACGGUGCAAGCAGGUGUUUUUUUCUCUAGGAGAUGAAAGCAGCCCUUGGAUUGCCAUUUCCACGGAGCAGCUGGCUGGAGUCCUGAAGUCCUGAGACCUGAGACCUGAAGUGGAGCCCCGGUUCCCUUCCAUCCGCGUAGGACGCCCUGAUAUCUUGACGGGCUGGUCUGCAGAGAAGACGCUAGAAAAGCCACAUGUUGACAGCAACAGGCGGGUUUUGACCGAUUGCUCGGCCCAGGGGAGCAGGACCAGGAGGCCCGAGAAGGAGCGGCAUGUUGUGAAGGCGGAGGCCGACCGGCGGAAUGAAGGCGGCGAGGAGACCGAGGCAGACACCGCUCCUCCCCCGGCUCUGCGUCGGUGCCGUCGGUCUGUUUGCAGCCGCCUGGGUGUUGCAUCCGGGUGACGACGCCGAUGGACCCGCUGGGGAUGGAGACAUCUUCUUAUCCAAGACGGAGGUCGGCACGCACAACGAUAACCAAAGCACAGAUGCUACAUCCGCCAUCAGUGAGUUUCCUGAAGACAUUUUCAGCGUGGAGCAGCGGAGACACGGGGCCGUGGUCCUCCAUGUUGUGUGUGCUAUCUACAUGUUUCACGCACUGGCCAUCGUGUGUGACGUUUACUUCGUGCCAUCGCUGGAAAAGAUCUCUGAGAACCUACACCUCAGCCAGGAUGUUGCUGGGGCAACCUUCAUGGCAGCUGGAAGCUCCGCCCCUGAGCUCUUCACCUCCCUGAUUGGAGUGUUUAUCACCAAAGGGGACGUAGGUGUGGGAACUAUUGUGGGAUCGGCGGUCUUCAACAUCCUGGUCAUCAUUGGCAUCUGUGGCAUCUUUGCAGGACAGCCGAUCUCUCUGAGCUGGUGGCCUCUGUUGCGCGAUGCCGUCUUUUACAUCUUGUCCAUCAUCGUGCUCAUCCUGGUGAUCUACGAUGAGAAAGUCCAGUGGUGGGACGCCAUUGUCCUGAUCUCCAUGUAUGGGAUAUACAUCAUCAUCAUGAAGUUCAACGGGUCUCUGUGCAGCCUGGUAGAGCGACACUGCAGCCGGACGGGUCAGCCGUGCCUGAGCAGCCUGCGCCGCGCCACGGCGGUGGGGGACGCUGCGGACGGCGAUGCCGACACGGUGCCGCUGAAGUCGGACGCUUGCGCGGUGGCCGCUCCAGAAUUGAGCGUUGUGAUGGUGGAUGAGCUGCUCAACCUGCAUCCCCACCAGCUCACGUUCUCAGAGAGACAGAGGCUGAUCCGGGAUCAGGUCAGCGCCAAAGAGGGAGGUGCGUCAUCGGAGGACGGAUCCGGCAUCGGGGGUGCGUGGGGGGGAGAGAACGGGUCGGCUGCCGAGGCAGACGCUCGGGCGUCGGACGUGGAGAGACGGCAGGGCAAGGAGACGGAACGAGACGUCGCGGGCCGAGCCAAAGAGGAAGAGGAUGAAGGUCCGGGCGGCGAAGAGCAAAAUGGAGAAUUCCAACCUUUCAUCCUGCCGGACGGCUGCUGCCUGCGCGUCAAGUGGCUGCUCUCCUGGCCCAUCAGCUUCCUGCUGCACUGCACCGUACCCGACUGUACCCUUCCACAGUGGGAGCACUGGUACCUGCUCACCUUCCUCACCGCCACCCUCUGGAUCGCCCUCUUCUCCUACCUCAUGGUGUGGAUGGUGACCAUCAUCAGCUCCACUCUGGGGAUCCCAGAGGUCAUCAUGGGGAUCACCUUCCUGGCGGCCGGCACGAGCGUACCCGACUGCAUGGCCAGUCUCAUCGUGGCCCGUCAGGGCCUGGGCGACAUGGCCGUGUCCAACUCCAUUGGCAGUAAUAUCUUUGACGUGCUGCUGGGCCUGGGCUUCCCCUGGGCGCUCCGAACGCUCAUCGUCAGCUACGGAUCCGUGGUGCCAAUCAACAGCAAGGGCCUGCUUUACUCCGUUCUCCUCCUCUUGGCCUCAGUGACGCUGACCGUCCUGUGCGUCCAUCUCAACCGCUGGAAGUUGGACCGCAGGCUGGGCCUUUGGCUCAUCGUGUUUUACGCCAUCUUCCUACUCUGUGCUAUCCUCUUUGAAAGGCUGUAGACCCCCCCCCUCUUGUCACUGGGUGGACCUCGUACCUCUGGUCUUAAAAGCUCCCUUUUGAUAUGAAUGAGUAUUUAGCAUGUUCUUGUACCUCCACACAGGUUGCUAAAGUACACUGAAUUCUACCUGCUGUGCUUCAUACGUCACGUACUUGCUGUUCCUUGCACUUCCUUUGCCACACCUGAUCAUCUUCUGUGUGUUGCACUGUCGAUAGCUGCACUGGGGGGGGGGGGCUUUUCCAUGCUCUGAAUGGGACAAACAUGUUUACAAAGUCUGUAUCAGGAAGGAAUGCUGGCAACAUUAAAAGCCUGUGUUACAUUGGUAUUCUUUCUUCUCAGCUGCUGAUUGGACCACUGGAGCUGCCAGAGGGACUGAAGAUGGGUUUUAUAGUUUCACAUUACCAUGAAUUCUUUAAGGAAUUUACACUUGCAAUACUUGUAUUUAUAGACGUCUGGUGUAGCUGUCGUUGCUGCCACCUAGCGACUACAAUGCUACAUAGCACUUGUAUUUAUAGACGUCUGGUGUAGCUGUCGUUACUGCCACCUAGCGACUACAAUACUACAUAGCACUUUUGACUGACAGAUCCUAGUCUACCACCAAACGGCCACCAUUUAUAUAUAUAUAUAUACAUAUAUGUAUAUGUGUAUAUAUAUGUGUGUUUAUGUAUGUGAUUUCCGGAGUGAAUAUCUGCAUAUGAUGUUGUGAACUUUCAGCAUUGAAAGUGACCAAUCCAACCAGACGCUGGAGCAGGGAACUCUACUGCCCCCAACAGGCGUGACGAUGAAGCGCACAGGUCAGUACUGAGGUGAGUACUCGUACAUUUGUGUACUACAAUGACUGAAAUGUAGAUGUAUUUUCCAAAGGAAAAGUGAUGUUUAUUUCAGUCUGGCUAGUCGGCUUUGUCACUGAAGUAAGAAAAAAUAAAAAUGGUACAACAAAGUACAUCAUCUUACAAAUACUCAAAAUGGAGGUCUAACAUAUUUGAAGAGGCAAAUGAACUCCAAACAUGGAACAAAAAGGUACAAAGACAGUACAUAGAAGGUCGAAGGAGCCGUGUAGGUGGUAGAAGUCGUCACCAUACUUUACAAAACCGGACUAGAAAAGUCUCCCCAUAGUGGAAUGGAAUAAUACAUCACAUAUCUUUUCAAAUAUAUAUGAAGUAGAAUGAUGUGUUGAUUGAGCUGCUGUUGACAAUGAGUGGUUUCUACGUCUCUGGUAGAAGUACAUGCCUCUGUGGUAAUACUUCAUACUGAACUAACACCAGGCUACAAUAUGCAACACAGAGGCUGUCUCAUGAGACGUUCAAAGUAAGACCAUAGGGGCUCCCUUUGCUGGAGAAAUACCAGUAAAACACCAUAGUACACUCCUAUUACCAGGCCUGUGUACAGUACACUCAUACGUGGCAGUAUACUGUCUCCGAUGAGGCCAGUAUAGUUUGAUACGUCAUAGUAUACUGUCUAUGAGUAGCAUGUGGUAGAUGCUAGUAUACUGUCUAUGAGUAGCGUGUGGUAGAUGCUAGUAUACUGUCUAUGAGUAGCGUGUGGUAGAUGCUAGUAUACUGU